UUUUUUAUACCUUUUCUAAAAAAGGUUAUUAAAACAAUAAGUAUAUAGUUAAUGCGAUUCUGUAACUCGUUAAAAGGUGUCGAUAGACUUUGUAAACUUGGCACCUAACUUGAAGCGGGUAUUUUUCUUUAUUUUUUCGAAAGAUUUUUGUAUGUAUUUGAAUGUAGUAAUUAACAUUAAUUUUGUUUCUAGUAGCGCGUAGAAAAAAAUAUCAGACAUUUAAAAAACAUCGCUCUCCGACUUUAAAAUAAAUCAAUUUUAACGACUGUUUCUUAUAGAAAAUUGUUUGUAGUUUAUUGUAGUACAAUUUUUUUCGAUUGUAGUUGAAAACCGUUUGCGCGGUAUUAUUAUUUAAACAAUUUAUAGAUAACAACUUUUUUUAUUCUAAAGAUAGCUCAAAUUUGCUUGCGGGACUCGAUUCAGAAUUGUUUGUAAUAAUUUUUCUUUUGUUUGAAGUUGAACCGUUUUCGUGAUAUAAUUGCAACAAUUGGAAAAAGACGGGAAUUUGUUACUUUUCAAGGUAACUAAAAACGAAAGCAAAAUUAUUACAAACAACUAUGUACAAACGGUUCUGAAUCGAUCUCUGUAAGCGGAUUUAAAAUAUCUUACAAAUUAACAAUUACUACUUAUAAAACAUUUGUUUAUUUAAUUAUACCGGGCGAACGGUUUAACCAUUGUAUAAAUGAAAGCAAAAUCACAACAAACAACUACAAACGAUUCUGAAUUGAUCUCUGCAAGCAAAUUUAAAAUAUCUUAAAAAUUAACAAUUACCACUUAUAAGACCUUUAUUUAUUUAAUUAUACCGAGCGAAUGGGUCAACUACAAAUGAAAGCAAUAUUACUACAAACAACUACAAACAAUUCUGAUCUAGUCCUGCAAGUGGAUUUGAGCUAUCUAUAAAAUUAAAAAUUUUGCCGUCUAUAAAUUGUUUAAAUAAUUAUACCGCGUAAACAGUUUAACUACAAACGGAAAUAAUUGUACUACAAUCCACUACAAACAAUUUUCUAUAAGAAACAGUUACUAUAAUUGAUUUAAUUCAAAGUCGGAGAUGACGUUUUUUUAUACUCCGAUAUUUUUUUCUACGCUACUACAAACAAAAUAAAUGUUACUACAUAUUUAACGACAUACAAAAAUUUUUCAAAAAAAAAUUAAGAAAUUAAAUCGCUUCAACUUGAGUGCCAAGUUCACAAAACCGUGUCGGUAUCGUCAUGUCGUUGCGCAGCUUUUUACCGUAUAAAAUAUCUAUGCCACAAUAGUAUAACAAUACCGACACCAUUUAAUAGAAUCUUAUUUUGUCUUGAUUUUAUCAAGUACAAGAACCUGAUAUCCUUAUUAUAACAAAUCAAGACAAAACAAGUCGAUAUCUUGAAAUUCUUGUCUGGCUUUUAUAAUCACGUUAUCACCACCAUGAUACACGGAAGAUUCUGGUCAUAUGAUAAUGUGAUUAUAAAAGCCGACGCGGUUUUUCAGUCAGUUAUAUAUUCAACAGAUUCAUUAGUAAGGUGUAAAGGAUAUUUUAUAUAUACAUCAUAACAAGUUCGUUUUUAUUUCAAAUACGAAUAGAACAAGUAUUAAGCGAUGAAAGGCAUACACCUAAUCGCCUUUAUGGCAUCUUGGACUGUAAUUAUUGCAAGUAAAUUACCGAUUACCAAUGAGAAAUGUCCAGCGUGGGACCCUUACCCGCCGCUAUUAAUAUUUCACGAAACGAGUUGCUCGAAAUUCUACGAAUGCCGAAACGGUCAAAAGCUGUUGCGUAUUUGCUCAGCCGACCUAUACUUUAGCAAAAAGGAGCAAAGAUGUGUUAAAUGGGAGCUUUCGGAUUGUCCAAUUAUUCCUACGACCACCCCAACUACAAUCUGGACUACUUCAUCGACGAUCUCUCCUGGCAUAUGCAUUAACGGGGAUCUAACGGAGCACGAAUGUAACUGCGAGAAAUUCUACGAAUGCAGUAAUUUUAAAAAAGUUCUGCGUGAAUGUCCAGAAGGCGAAAUCUUUAAUAAUGCAACAAAAACUUGCCAACCGGGUGAUAAGAAAAAUUGCAGAGUUUAUCCUGUCCCAUGCAUAACAGGGACAAAUAAACCACAUGAAUGCCGAUGCCAAAAAUACUAUACGUGCAAAUCAACCGAUUGGGUUUUGCGUGAGUGCAUUAAAGGAUGGCACUUUGACAACGUUACGUUGACCUGCGUUGAAGGUACAGACUGCAAUAAGACACAUGUAUGCAGUAAUGGCGACAAAAUAAAACAUGAGUGUUCCUGCGAGAAGUACUUCGUCUGCAAAAAUAACGAAUGGACCUCCGAAACCUGCCCAAAAAAUUUACAUUUUAACCCGACUCUGAAAUUCUGUACGAAUCCAAUAGAUGCUGGUUGCGAGGAUAUAAAACCUGACGAUUGCCCAAGACCUACUCCCAAGAAAUGGUACCACGAGUGUGACUGUAGAUUGUAUUACCAGUGUGUAAAUGGAAAGAAGAAGCUAUAUGAAUGCAAUUGGGGAUUCUAUUAUGAUAGAACCAAUAUGAAAUGCGACGACGCAACUAACGUUAAAGAUUGCAGAAAUGGUUGGGACCACUGGCUCCCUAAACAGUCGUUAAUUACAAAAAAGGUAUAAAAAUGUUAAGAAUAACGUGGAAUAGAAGAAACAUAUAGAGCAUACUUAUUAAACUGCCUAUAUGGCUUAUAUUAUACUGCCAUAUUUGUAAACAUUUAAAUAAUAUAUUUUGUUCAGAUAUUUUAAUAAAUCUGAUAAAAAGACUUUUAAUCGUCUUCA
Molecule: messenger RNA, 2763 nt
Organism: Monomorium pharaonis (pharaoh ant)
Lineage: Eukaryota; Metazoa; Arthropoda; Insecta; Hymenoptera; Formicidae
Product: peritrophin-48
Exons: 2
Coding region: 1579-2604 (341 amino acids)
Cellular component (GO): extracellular region
Molecular function (GO): chitin binding
Source: RefSeq, a predicted model, not a curated record